AUGGCACGACAGCUUGUGUUUCCGUGGGAAUGCCGCGACAAGGAAGACCAGGCAUUCGCUGCCUACAGUAAUCCUCUUCGCCGGACCAACCAGCUGCUCGUCGAGGAGAACAUGAGACUCAAACGGAUCCUUCGCGAAAAUGGCAUCGCUUGGUCACCCUUGGCGCAGAAUCAUCUGAACCAGAAUGACCCUACGAGACGCAAGACCCGGUCAUCCACCGCCGCCGGCCUUGGAGACGCGGUUUCGCCUUUUCUACCCACCGAGGUCCUCUUGCGGAUUCUCAAGUUUGCCAUGAAAAGCAAAUAUCCCAUCAUUGACCCGCUCAGUCCCGUCACGGCCGAAAAUCUCACGGACGAAGAGAAGAAGAGAGGCAACCAAAUCGCCAUCCACUUUUUGGCAACAUGCAAAGCAAUGCAAGCCGAAGGCACACGGAUCCUCUGGGAGUCGAACCACUUCAUCUUCACCACCCCUCAGGCUCUGCGCAACUUCAGCGAGCUCAGCUUCCACUAUCGGCACAAGAUUCUGCACAUCAACCUCCGCAUCAUUGCCCGCUAUUACGAUGACCAGCGCCGCAGGCACAAGCUCGAACGCUACUAUCACCCGGAUCUGAAGAGAGAUCAACCUCUCAAGAUUCAGAUGCGCCCCAAGGAAUCGCCUCUCGUGCGUGGCGGCUUCCGCUGCUACACCUGGAAUCAGGUCAUUGAUUUCCUCCUGGCCCUGCGCGCGCCCUACGAUCCGAACUACAAGGACAAGAAGAAUCCGAGACCAAGGCUCCUUCCUUCACUGUCGUCGUUGCGGCUCGACCUGGUCAACUUUUCAGACUCCCUCUUGCCAUUUUCUGGAUCUGAGCUCCACGAAGUAGCCUCCCACGAGCUGGGGUGCACAUUAAACGAGCUUCAGGUGACAGGGAUGCCAUUCGAUGACGUCGGCAUGAAAGCUUCUGCCGAGCUCAGUGGCCUGGUGAAAGAUGAAGGCCUCUAUCUAGAUGCAUCUGCUGCCUUCAUCGCCCUUCCCAAGGGUCUGCAGAGCCUCUCGGGAGACAAUUGGUGCGCUCGAGUGAUUAGAGCAUACAAGGAUCUCAAGGACGAAAUGGAAGAAGAAGGCCUCGGAUUCGGCGGUGAUGAAGACGACGACGAGCAGUUUCACCUGCAUUCGUUUGAGGGCUACCACAAGGUGGGCACGCUGCCCGCUGCUCCCUCUGAGGAAGGCCAUCCUCCCUCAACUCGCGAGGAGAAGAGAGUCAUCUGGAAGAAGGUUCCCGUCGCCCGCGAGUCGGACAAGCGCAUCUGGAUCCAAUUCUCCCGUCUCAACGGCUAUGAGGUUGAGGAAUCGGUUUGGGAUAGUGACGACGAUCGCAUCUGUCCAUGCUGCGGUGAUUCGCACCCUGGCUCGUCCAUCUUCGGACUCAUGAGCGACUACGAGUGA
Molecule: messenger RNA, 1425 nt
Organism: Trichoderma reesei QM6a
Lineage: Eukaryota; Fungi; Ascomycota; Sordariomycetes; Hypocreales; Hypocreaceae
Exons: 2
Coding region: 1-1425 (474 amino acids)
Source: RefSeq, a predicted model, not a curated record